GAUUAUUGAGUUAGUCAAGGAGAAUGAAGCGUUUGUUAGUCCUGGUGUUGGCGGCGGCUGUGUGGGCUCAAGAGGAUGUGCUGCCUCGGGCCGAGCCUUGUGGCCGACAGGCUUGCCAGCUGCCCUCCUGCAGGUGCUCUGGUACUGACAUUCCUGGUGGACUCAACGUACGGGACACGCCACAAUUUGUCCUGUUGACCUUUGAUGAUGGCGUCAACGUCGGAAACAUGGUCACCUAUCGGAACCUCCUUUUUAAUCGUCGCAACAGCAAUGGCUGUCCCGUCGGUACCACCUACUACAUCAACCAUGAGUAUACCGACUACACCCUCGUAAACGAGCUGUACAACCAAGGUCUCGAGAUCGCACUCCACUCCAUCAGCCAUCAAACCCCUGAUACCUAUUGGAAGGAAGCUACCUAUGAUGACCUAAAGUUGGAAUUUGGAGACCAGAGAAGGCAAAUGUCCCAUUUUGCUAAUAUUCCUAUUGAUGCUAUUAAAGGUGUCCGCAUCCCGUUCUUACAGAUCUCUGGUAACUCUUCCUUCCAAGUCAUGGCUGACUCUGGGCUGGAGUAUGACUGCACUAUGCCAACCAUCAACCAGAUUAACCCUGGCUUGUGGCCGUACACUCUUGACUAUGCCUCCACUCAGGACUGCGUUAUUCCUCAAUGCCCCACUGCGUCGAUUCCUGGAGUGUGGGUGCUGCCUAUGGUCAGCUGGGUUGAUUUGAGCGGGUUUACUUGCUCGAUGGUCGAUUCUUGCUUUAGUGUGCCUCCCUUGACCGACGAAGAGGCCUGGUUCCAGUUCAUAAUAACCAACUUCGAGAGACACUACAAGGGCAACCGCUCGCCUUUUGGCUUCUACGUCCACGAGUGGUACGUCUCGAGUUACCCCGCCAUCUACAGGGCUUUGGAGAGAUUCUUGGAUAUGGUCAACAAUCUUCAAGACGCUUUUGUGGUAAACUCUGCUGAGGUGAUCGAGUGGGUGAAGAAUCCCGUCCCAGUUCCCGAGUACAGGAGCCGCCCGUGCAGAAGCUGGGUGCCCACCGCGUGCCCACGCCAAAGCUGCGGCCCUCUCACCUCAGACCACAACGUUUGGGGUGCAUACUGGAUGCAGAUUUGUAAUACGUGUCCAAGCACAUACCCAUGGUUGGGAAAUCCUCUCGGCCAGUAAAACCUAUUGGAUUUGGACUUGAAAAAUUUCUGGAAAGAAGAUCGAAAAAAAGGUUAAUGAACCACUGACAAACCAAGCGUUGAAUUAAGCUUAUUAACGCAAUCAGGAAAUCAUCUUCCAAUAGGCAAUUAAAAAAAUAUAUAAAUCUG
Messenger RNA from Leguminivora glycinivorella, 1318 nucleotides. Its product is annotated as chitin deacetylase 8-like. Lineage: Eukaryota; Metazoa; Arthropoda; Insecta; Lepidoptera; Tortricidae. The transcript is spliced from 6 exons. Gene Ontology annotation, biological process: carbohydrate metabolic process. Gene Ontology annotation, molecular function: hydrolase activity, acting on carbon-nitrogen (but not peptide) bonds. The record is from RefSeq and is a predicted model, not a curated record. Bases 24 to 1169 code for a protein of 381 amino acids.